This is a messenger RNA of Carlito syrichta (Philippine tarsier), 1311 nucleotides long. It is a transcript of the gene DEPDC7, whose product is annotated as DEP domain containing 7. The record is from RefSeq and is a predicted model, not a curated record. Gene Ontology annotation, biological process: intracellular signal transduction. NCBI's taxonomy places the organism in Eukaryota, Metazoa, Chordata, Mammalia, Primates, Tarsiidae. The transcript has 6 exons. Bases 1 to 1311 code for a protein of 436 amino acids.
AUGGGGCUGACCCCACAUGACGGCUCUGAGGGUGUGGGCGGCUGGCACAGCGGUGGGGGUGUGUGUGAGAACAUGGGAGCCACGGGAGAUGGGGAUUCUUCGGUGCCGUCCGAGUCCACUGUCGGCCGAAAUGCCGUCGUGCGGAGCCUGACCGGGUGUGCGUUUGGCUGCCGAGUCCCAGACCUCGUCCUGCUUCCCGUGGCCUCUUGGCUCCGGUGGUCGGCGUCGGCUGGGCGAGCCGCCCCACGGGGGUGGCUGCGGGUGGGCGGGCGGCUGACUGUGUCUCCUGCAGGGCCCGGCGUGGCACGGCGGCCGUUCGGGGCCACGUUUGUGUGGAGCAGCAUCGUGGGCGCCCUCCGUGCACAGGUGGAGGUGAAGAGGCGGCGGCACGGCCUGUGGCGGCAUGACAGCUGCUUCGUGGGUUCGGAGGCUGUGGACGUGGUCUCCGCGCACCUCGUGCAGAACAAGUACUUCGGCGACGCGGACAUUCCUCGGGCCAAGGUGGUGAGGGUGUGCCAGGCGCUGAUGGACCGCAAGGUGUUCGAGGCGGUGCCCACCAGAGUCUUCGGGAGGGACAGGAAGGCGACCUUCGAGGACAGCAGCUACAGCCUCUACCGGUUCAUGGCGACACCCGGCCCGGACGACCGCCUGGGCUGUGAGGAUGGGGGAACCCGGCCAUCCAGGUACGUGGAUGUGCUGUCUGCGUCAUCGGACGACAGGUCGGCCCGUCUGGAAGACUUGUGGGAGAGUCUGAGCCUGGCGCCCUGCAGCCCGCCGCACAUCAGCGCCCCGGCAAGCCUGUCUCCCCAGGUUGUUGGCGAAGUGUGGCGGGAGGAGGCCCUCGGGCGGCUCCUGCAACUCAUCGACCUCCCGCUACUCGACUCCCUGCUCCGGCAGCAAGAGCUCAUCGCCAGAGGCCCUGCGUCCCAGCGGCAGCCCGACACGGUCAGCAGCGUCUACCUGGACCGAGGCGUCCUCAAGGCGUACAGCGACUCUCAGGAAGAUGAGUGGAUCAUCGCAGCCGUGGACUGCCUGGAAUACCUCCCAGACCAGAUGGUGGUGGAAAUAAGCAGAAACUUCCCUGAGCAGCCGGACCGUACAGACUUGGUGAAAGCUCUUUUGUUCGAUGCCAUCAGCAGGUACUACAGCGGCCGGGAGCCCCUGCUGAGUCACCUGUGUGAUGUUCACAAUGGAAUCGCAGAACUCCUGGGUAAGUGGGAUCGUCCUGGACACGAGAGCUCACCCUUUGAAGGAAGCCAGAAAAAGAGGACUGACCCCAGCAUUAACCAAAACAGCGCUGCUCCAAGCUGA